AUGCUCGUUCUACUUGUGGCAUUUCUCUUUCCAAUUCUGGCUCAAGCUCAGGUACGUACCUCCCUCCCCCAACCUAUAUCUUUUUUUUCAAUAAUCCCCCUAUUUCAGCAAGUCAACGUGACCAUCUUCACCGAAUCGCAAUGCCCGUACUGCACGAAACUGCUGCGCGAGCAAAUCUGGCCAUUUUAUGUGAACCGACCCGGUAUUAUGAACUUGCAGGUACCUUAAAUGGAUGAAAACAUGUGAAAGUACAGAAAUCAAGAAGUUUUCCAGAUUAUACCGUUCGGAAAAGGAGAUUGUAGCUAUGAUUACAACCGGAACUUCCACUGCACUUGCAUGCACGGAGCCACCGAGUGCGAUCUGAACCGUCUGCAGAAUUGCGCCAUUUCGGUAGGUUCACGUGGUGGAGGGUACUAAGAAAUCAUGCAAAAGAGUUUUCCACUUGAUGGGACUCGAACUCGCGUCAAUCGAUCCGGGUAGGUUUACAAAUCCAAAACGUUAGCAUCUGCACCAGACGGGCAUCUCCGAUUGGGCCUCGUAAGGGCAAGGAUAAGCUUGGGUGCCGCGCCUGAAACUCGGACAUUUGAACAAUAUUCCAGUACUUUCCGCGUCGUCAUCUGGGCCUCGUAACCUGUAUCCAGGGCCUCGGGACCCUCCGCGAAGCCUUCUCCAAGUGCCUCAGCCGACUUUCGGCCAACACCCAAAGAAAACUGAUCGAAUGUGCCACGACGCAAACCGGCGAACUGCUCAACUACUACUCGAUGGUGAACACGCACCGAGCCGGUGUGCGAGUAAGUCGCGCCGCCAAGAGUACAGUAAUCGCGAGCCUCCCUUUAAGAUCUGGCCGACAAUGUACGUGAACGGCGUGUUCUUCGACCGCAGCUAUCCGGUGGAGCACAAACUUUGCGAGCAAUCCAACUGGUGCUAA
Molecule: messenger RNA, 928 nt
Organism: Caenorhabditis sp. 36 PRJEB53466
Lineage: Eukaryota; Metazoa; Nematoda; Chromadorea; Rhabditida; Rhabditidae
Source: the annotation of a GenBank genome assembly